GUUGAGACGUCGGAACCCUGGACGAUGGAAAAAGGACACAAUGCGUCUUAUAAUCCGAAAAAACGUAUAUUUUCCUAUUUGUAUAUGAGGGCAAAAUAAGUGACCUGUUCAAAACACCACCGCAUGCUUAAUCUUUUCAAGGUGAAUUGUUUGUGUUAACAGCCCUAAACAUGAAGAAGAAAGUCAAUCCACUUCAGCAGACCUCAAAAGUGAAGGAUAUCAGCAGCAAAGAAACCCAGAGGACAACAACAUCUGAUGGACCAGUGACGUGUGAUGCCAGGAGCGACGAUGCUGAUGUGGCCAUCAAAGACUCUUCGGCAGAAAAGAUGCAUCUGAGAAUAUCCCAAACUGAUGGCUGUUUCUUGAAGUUCCUAAACGAAGACCGGCAGAGGCUGCAAUCAUUCUGUGACACGACUAUCACGGCCUGUGGAAAGAUGUAUCGUGCCCACAAAGUGGUUUUAGCUUUUGGCAGUGGCUAUUUUCAUGCCAAAUUCAGCGAAAACCCUGAACUGCAUCAUGUUACUAUUGAUAACAUAGAGAGCUCUACAUUUGGACAUUUGAUCAACUUCCUGUACACGUCUGAAUUUGAAGUUUCAGAAAGCCAGAUUCCUGCUUUGGCUGAGGCGGCAUGUUUUCUGGAUAUGAUGGAAGCUGUAAAUCUUUUAGCAAAGUGGGCGACACCAGCUCAUGCUGAUGAAGAAAGUGAUGUUCAGCAAGUUCAACCGGAGACUCCACAUGUCCAGACGUCAGCAGGAGCUCAGUGCUCUUUUUGCAGUCGCACGUUCUGCUAUAAGAAGUCUUUGGAGAAUCACCUGGCUAAGACGCACAGCGCUGGUUGCCAAGACGAGGAAGAGCAAAACACUGCAAGCACAUCUGCGGUAACUACCCGCAGAUCUGCUCGUCAGAGAAGGACCCCUGCGAAAUUUGAUAACCAGGAGAGCGAAAAUGUCCAUGUGCUGUCUGCAAAACCUGGUCAAAAAACUCCAAGGGAUGAUGCUGCUGCUUUUGAGGAGGAGGAAGAGGAUGAGGAAAGUGAGGAAGAGCAACAGAAUGAGCAGGAAGAGCAAAGUAGAAAAGAGGGCCGAGAAGAAACGCCCAUUGCUGCAGAGGUUGAGGAUGUAGAAUGUGAAGAUGCUGAGAAGCAAGAGGAAGAACAUGUGGAUGAACUCAGUAAGGCUGUAGAGCAGGCUGAAGCCCAGAAGGAGGCCGAACCGACAUCCAGUCGUGCUGUUGAGGAGCACGGCCAAGCCACGGAGGUCACAGGUCAUGUGUUUCCAGAAGGACUGGCGCCUGUUAUUAUUCAGAGCGCUAACAAAAAAACUCUGAAGUGCCCCAAAUGUGACAAGACCUUUGAUCGCAUAGGUAAAUAUGAGAGUCACACCAGAGUACACACAGGAGAAAAACCCUUCCAGUGUGACAUCUGUCUCCAGUGCUACUCCACCAAAUCAAACCUCACUGUGCACAAGAAGAAGCAUGACAGUGAUUUGCCCGUCCAGAGGAAAGAGCACAAGUGUCCCUUCUGCAACAAGCUUCAUGCCAGCAAGAAGACUCUCAGCAGACAUGUCAAGAGAUUUCAUCCUGACCACCUCCAGGAGUUUCUCACUCAGAAGAAGAAGAAGAGUGAAGGCUGGAAAUGUGACAUCUGUCACAAGUCCUUCAGUCGGCGCCCCCAUCUGGAGGAGCACAUGAUCUUACAUUCGCAAGACAAACCAUUUAAGUGUGCCUACUGUGACAACUACUUCAAGUCACGAUUUGCCCGGUUAAAGCAUCAAGAAAAGUUCCAUUUGGGACCCUUCCCGUGUGACAUCUGUGGUCGGCAGUUUAAUGACACGGGCAACCGCAAACGUCACAUCGAGUGCACGCAUGGGGGGAAGAGGAAAUGGACCUGCUUUCUGUGUGGCAAAUCAGUUCGAGAAAGGACGACCCUCAGGGAGCAUAUGAGGAUCCACAGCGGGGAAAAACCUCACCUGUGCAGCAUCUGCGGACAAAGUUUCCGUCACGGAAGCUCCUACAGGCUUCACCUUCGUGUUCAUCAUGAGGACAAACGCUAUGAGUGUGACGAGUGUGGCAAAACAUUCAUCCGCCAUGAUCAUCUUAAGAAACACAAAAAAAUUCACACAGGGGAGAGAGCGCACCAGUGUGAAGAGUGUGGAAAAUGCUUCCGACGCGCCGAUCACCUGACUGUCCAUUAUAAAAGUAUUCACCUGGGAGAGAAAAUCUGGCGAAGGUAUAAAGCAGUGGUGCAUCAGUGUCAGGUGUGCAAGAAAGAGUUCAGGGGGAAAACCAACCUCAUGUCACAUUUCAGAACGCAUUCAGGUGAGAAACCCCACCGCUGUGUGAUCUGCAACCAGACCUUUCGCAUCAAAAAGACUUUGACCAAACACAUGGUCAUUCACUCAGACGUACGUCCUUUCAACUGCCCGCACUGCAGCGCUACUUUCAAGCGUAAAGACAAGCUCAAGUAUCACGUAGACCACGUGCACAGCGGCCGCCUGCUCGAGCAGCAACAGCCGAAUCUGCCUGCGGCCCCCGCAAGCAAACUAACCGAGCCGCUGGCGUCAAACGAAACACCCAAACCGUACCACAACACGCCUAAGACUGUGCUGCAGAGCGUGCCGGCUGACGUUUGCGUCCCUGUGACGCUCGUCCCCGUCCAGAUGACUGAGGAAAGUGAUCUUGCUGUGCACGGGACGACACAUGGGGUCCUUCCAGCUGUUAGCCAGCAACAGCAGGCGGGCUACCAGCCCGCCACUGAUUUAGUGUUCUUAGAAAAGUACACGCUCACACCUCAACCAACUAACAUUGUGCACCCGGUGCGACCAGACCAGAUGCUGGACCCUCGAGAGCAGUCCUACUUGGGAACGCUACUGGGACUGGACUCGACUACUUCUGUGCAAAACAUGUCUAGUGCUGAACAUACUCAUUAAUUCGCAGCUUUGUACACGCAUGCGUCUGUGUUCGUUACAUGAAUGAAUUUCGGUCAUCAGUCUCUUUGUGCUGUUCUUAAAGGCAUAGUUCACUCUGAAACCUGCAUGUUGGUUCUACAGAAAUUUGUUUUUGUAAUUCAAAGCCAAAAAUUGUUUGGAAGGACCUGAAUGGGAAUAAAUACAGAAUUUAAUUUUAACUAUUGCUUUAAUAUCUAAGGUUAAACAAUUGAUUAUAAAAUAAUGACUGAACUUGGACUGUAAAUGGAAUUUGUGUCUGUAAAUUUCUAAAUUCUAUUCUGUGUAACCCCUGUGUUCAUAAAGCUGACAGAUGGAAAUAACCUGUGGUUGGUUGGUUUGUGAAUGAAUAAUUGUUUAAAAAUCUUCUGAAUUCACCAGCCCAGAGCAAAGUUUGCUUGUGUUUCUGUAAAUAAAGCACUCUGCAACACUGA
This is a messenger RNA of Labeo rohita (rohu), 3376 nucleotides long. It is a transcript of the gene zbtb41, whose product is annotated as zinc finger and BTB domain containing 41. The record is from RefSeq and is a predicted model, not a curated record. Bases 171 to 2927 code for a protein of 918 amino acids. The transcript is spliced from 11 exons. Gene Ontology annotation, cellular component: nucleus. Gene Ontology annotation, molecular function: protein binding; DNA-binding transcription factor activity, RNA polymerase II-specific; RNA polymerase II transcription regulatory region sequence-specific DNA binding. Lineage: Eukaryota; Metazoa; Chordata; Actinopteri; Cypriniformes; Cyprinidae. Gene Ontology annotation, biological process: regulation of transcription by RNA polymerase II.